Messenger RNA from Mobula hypostoma (lesser devil ray), 1671 nucleotides. RefSeq lists its product as uncharacterized. Gene Ontology annotation, cellular component: plasma membrane; external side of plasma membrane; B cell receptor complex. NCBI's taxonomy places the organism in Eukaryota, Metazoa, Chordata, Chondrichthyes, Myliobatiformes, Myliobatidae. Gene Ontology annotation, biological process: B cell differentiation; B cell receptor signaling pathway. The coding region runs from base 85 to 1173 and encodes 362 amino acids. The record is from RefSeq and is a predicted model, not a curated record. The transcript has 7 exons.
CUCGAACAGCUUCUCAUCACUGUGCUAUGUGAUUGAACUUGGAAAUACAGUUAAUACUGUCUGAUUUCAUCACUUUUAUUCACAAUGCAUAUAUUUCAUAAGCUCCUUAAUCUCUUCGUCCUGCAGAUUGUGUACACAGUUGCUGACAGGGCCUCGAUCACAGUGCGCCAGAUUCCUGUGAACGAGACUAAGGCAGCGGGUGCAAAUGUGUCAAUUUACUGCACCUACCCAAUCUUCGCUCAGAACGCAGCGGUGGCUGUUUACUGGUGGAAAGGGGGACAAGAAGGAUAUAUAGAUCCUACUGCAGACAGAAGGAUAAGUAUUAUAACUACAGAGCAAGGUUCUGCCGAAUUCCAUAUCUUCGACGUGAGAUUCGGGGACUCUGGAAUAUUUUAUUGCGGUGUGAGAGACUGGACAGGAAAGAUUUCCAAAGGCAAUGGCACGAACGUUAUUGUACACGUUCCGCCGGCGCCGUUGAAAAUCACCGAAGUGAACGUUCCUUCCGUGGCUCUGACGUGCACAACUGCUGCUUUUUUUCCGAAGGGCUAUGAGCUCAUAUGGUAUAAAAAUGAAGUCGAAAUCACUUCUGGAAUACAUACCACACAAAUGCAGAACAAGGAGGGAUUAUAUCUAGUUUCAAGCUCCCUUAAUGUAAUAGAAAGCUGGUCUGUUUAUACUUGCCAUGUGUUUCAUGAAUCUAUGAAGGCGCCAGCCUCCGAGUCAUAUAGAAUCGGACUAGAAAGCAGACACCAGUUCAUCUUCAUCCUGACGGGUGCACUUGCAGCCUGCGGAGUCAUUAUCCUCGCGCUGUUGUUACUUAUCAGGCGUUUCAGAGUAGACAGGACUGAAGUCGCAGCGGAAAAUGAUGAGAACUUAAGUCGCUACCAGGAAAAUCAGGCUUCAGAAAGCCAGGAUAUCGGCAGUCCUUCCUAUGCAGAUCUAAAUUUUAGAAGGGAUAAUAAAAACAAGAAAGUCAGAUAUGAAGCCGAACGCACUAAUGCACUGAUCAUACAAGGAACUGAGGAUAAAUUGAUGUAUGCAUGUGUGGAUGUCGCCGCUUCUCAGAAAAACGCAAGAAGAGUGCAGAAGACUCAUGGGACCGAGUAUGCAGGAAUAAAGAUAAAGGAAGAGGCGAGACAUCUGGAAACGAAAAGAGCACCAUAUAGCCAUUGAUAAUUGUAUUAAACGUUACGGGCCAUCGUGGUGUCCCAAGAUCAAUCAUACUCUGUUACUGUUUCGUAACAACUGUGGAGUAAGCAUAGGAUUUUAAUGAGACAUCACCAAGUCCAAGAAAACAAAAAAAAGCUACAAUUAAUGGACCAUUGCAUCGGAGAUUGUAUUCAGCUCAGCAUUUGUAUAGAAACGAAAGCCCUAUUAACAGCCUUGAGCCCGCAUCACACGACAUUUUCCUAUGUAAUUCAUAGUUCAAAUAGAUUUUAAGUGUUGGCUGUAUCUGCUUCCACAACCUUCCGGGAAGCUCAUCCUACUACACCCUAUUACUUAAAUACACACUCUUCUUAUGAAAUUCAAUACCAUCAUUUCAAACAGUUCUUCUCAAGUUCUGGACUCCCCUGCCGUAGUAAAAUUACACUGUCUAUCUGGAUUACAUGUGUCUCUCAUACGUAAAUAAACUUCCACAAAAUCAUCCUCAACUUCGUAAUCCGAACCUAU